AUGUUCGCUGCCGACUUCGAUCAAAUAUCGGGCUUCGUGCCAAGCGAAGGCAGACGCGGCCAGUCAAGUUCCUUCGGUCCGAGGGACACAAGUUGUGGUCCCGCUGACGUAGGGUUUUUGUCUCUGGAUGAAGCUGAACCUUUUCGUUCUGGAGUGAGCGGUGCAACAGGCUUUGCAGCGCCAGCAGCAGCUCCUACAUCUGCAGCAAAUGGCACUGACGACCAGUAUCAAGAAACGCAGUUUUUCUACGUCGAUGCAGCGGACUUGCUAGGUGAACAGCCUACUCCUCAUGGUGGAAGCGCGGCAUCAUCUUCUUCUAGUGGUGGUAGUGCUGGUCACUACUUCAAUAUGGAUCGCAACCAACAUCACAACGGCAAUACCUCGAGUGGAAAUAGUUCUCCCUCUUCGCCGUCACGAAUGUACAACAAGUUGUACGACAACUCGCUGAAAGCGAGACUGCGACGGCAAUUAGCAGCAGCAUGGCAUCGGGGGGCUGUGUUAUCGAGGAAUUUAGCGGAGAGUCCUUGGUGGGAGAAGAUUUCUAGUGGGUCCUUCACUCGUGGUGGAGAUUCAGGCCUUCUGAUGUCCUCGGGAGGAUACAACAACAACCCUCAAGGAGGAUCAACAUCAACUUUCUCUGCCAUCAUGCAGCUGUGGCCUGAGCACCUGCGCCAGCCGACUUGCGUGAACAUCACUCGGUGGGCGUUCGUCCUUCUCUUGCUGUUGUACUUGUUGCCGAUGACCUUUGGUUUAUUUGGCUUGAUCCUGAAGGGGUUUGCGUUGGAUAAGGUGGAGAGUCCUUAUGGACAGACGUAUGGCAUAAAAGGAGACAGUAUUAAGGCUCAAUAUAUUUCAUCUCUACAAGUCAUUUCGCCCUAUUUCCUUCUUAGGAUUGGGAGAAAUGUAGGCAAGAAAUGAAUUGUUUUGAGCUCUAAUAGUAGCGCGAAGGCCGUUACUGCAACUCCUGCAACAUUGGGUAGCACAGCAACAUGUUGUAGCCCAACGGGAGCUGCCGUGGAAGAUAAUGACGCAGCUUCACCAGCGGGGGAAGUUUUGUACGACGGCGUAGAUGAGGACUCAACGGCAGGUGGAGGGGGAUCUGAUGUAGCUCGGACAGGAGAAACUAUAUCCGAGGACGCAGAGAUUUUUAGAGACAGUACUACUUUAUUUAUACCAUCCGUGCGUUAUUAGUACAUUGAUGACCUCUUGCUAUUUUAUGACCUCUUGCUAGGUAAAUGAAUCAUCUACAUACAACAUUGUCACACAAAGCGAAAAUCACUUUCUUGGCUCUGACCAUCCAACUAUCCUAGCCUCAGCAUUCAACUCCCCUCACACAUGAAUCUUCCUCACAUCACAACUCAACUCAUCAACGGAUACAGGCCCCUCACACAUGAAUCUUCCUCACAUCACAACUCAACUCAUCAACGGAUACAGGCUCUCCCGUUUCCGAUGCUGACUUAUGGUACUGGGAUCCCAGAUCAGUGCUUUUCGUCUACUCCUUACCCGUGAUGGUUCUCUUGGCGAUUUAUUUCUACAGUCGAGAUCUGAGACGAAGUGGCACAGGAGUCGAUGAUCGGGGGUUGAUAAACAAUGAGGAAAGUGUGGCUGGGUAUGUGAAUUUUUGAGAACAAUGAGACCUCUGACAGCCCUCCGGACAGCGUCAACGAUAAGAUGUCAAGUUCUGCUAAUUCCGCCGACCCCUUUCAUUGACCUUUAGUAUUUCGAGCAAGGUACUUAUCAUGAACUUUUCAAGUCUUGUUUGCGUUUGCUCGUGGACGCUGGAUAGGACCUUUCUGGAAUCAUAGAAAUAUCUGUGUCAU
Messenger RNA from Amoebophrya sp. A25, 1820 nucleotides. Lineage: Eukaryota; Dinophyceae; Syndiniales; Amoebophryaceae. The record is from the annotation of a GenBank genome assembly.